AUGGUUUGGCGCUGUGUUAUUUGCUCUGUGUUUGUGGCCCUCACUCUCAAAUCUUUAUUGAGUCAUAUAAAUUCUGCACAUAGUCGUAGUCCAGAUUUUCGCGUUGUUUGUGGAAUCGAUGGAUGUUCCAAAGAGUAUCGAAUCUACAACUCACUGUGGUAUCACAUUCGAAGAAACCACCGUGAACAUCUGGAAAGUGGCGGGAGAGAGAGGACAGCAACAGCGACCUCAAGCCGGGAAACCUCAUCAGCGGUGAACAGAAACGUGUGGGAAUACAGGCCAGCAACGGCGGAAAACAGAGAGCAUCAAACGGGUGAAGCAGUGAUGGAAAACGGAGUGCAAGCUGAAGAUGUAUUGAUUGAAGAAAACAGAGUGCAGCCCUGUCCAUACUCUGUGUCUCCACAACAUUUUGGAGCAUUUGACAGUACUGCGUCCUUGUACUCUGGCUUUGACGAUGACACCUUUAUCUCCCCAAGUCAUCCUGCUUUGUCCCAGACUGUUGAUAGUACCUCAAAUAAAACUUUGAAUAUUGCGGAUGUUCCAUGUCCUGCUGCAGUUGACUCUUCUGCAUCAUGUCAAUCAAAGGAUGACGCCGGGCGUGACACUUUGACCAGUCAAGCUAUUGCUAUGAUGUUAACUGCAAGAGAAAAACACCAUCUUUCACAGCGAGGUGUGAAUGACGUUUUGGCAGGAAUGCAGCAAUACCAAGCUCUGUUGGUGACUAAUCUAAGGAGCAAGCUACAAACUGUAUUCCAGCAACAUCAAGGAAGUGAACUUGAAAAGGAAGCGAUGGCGGUAUUUGACCAGAUUGAGGAUCCAUUUGCUUCUGUUGCGACAACAUACAGGCAGGACAAUGUGAUUAAGGAAAAUUUCAAUUUUGUGGAGUCAGAGGAGGUUUCUGUGGGGUAUACUGCCUGCUUGAAGAAAAAAGGGGCAACAAGGGUCCUCUCUACAAUACCCAAAUGUUUUCAUUAUAUACCUCUGAUCAAAAGUUUAGAACAAUCAAAACUAGCUGCAAUCCGUCUACUUGCUAUUGCAAAGAAAAGCGAGCUGUCUGAAUGUGGAGUUGAUGGAAUUUUGGGCAGGUUGUAUGAGGACUUGAUAAUGUUAUAUGGUGGUGUUAAUAUUCAAACUGGGAAUGGUGAACGUGAAAUAUUUGGAGCAUUGGUUUCGAUAUGUGGAGACACUUUAGCACAACAUGAGCUUUGUGGAUUUAAAGAGGGUGUUGGUUUUGCCUAUAUUAAGUGCCGGUAG
Molecule: messenger RNA, 1254 nt
Organism: Menidia menidia (Atlantic silverside)
Lineage: Eukaryota; Metazoa; Chordata; Actinopteri; Atheriniformes; Atherinopsidae
Source: the annotation of a GenBank genome assembly